Messenger RNA from Cydia fagiglandana, 3039 nucleotides. RefSeq names its product peroxisomal leader peptide-processing protease-like. Gene Ontology annotation, cellular component: peroxisome. Gene Ontology annotation, molecular function: serine-type endopeptidase activity. The transcript is spliced from 12 exons. NCBI's taxonomy places the organism in Eukaryota, Metazoa, Arthropoda, Insecta, Lepidoptera, Tortricidae. Gene Ontology annotation, biological process: regulation of fatty acid beta-oxidation; protein processing. The record is from RefSeq and is a predicted model, not a curated record. Bases 300 to 1865 code for a protein of 521 amino acids.
UGAAUGGCUUUGAAGUUGGUUCAUUAUCACUCUGCGUAGUAAUUGGUGAUAGGGGCUAUAGUACAAAUAAUAUGUACUUGGAAAGUACAAUAACCAGCUGAUAAGUGAAUAAAUAAAACUAUUUCAGCUUGAGUAAUAUUUAUAUUAUUAUACGAACUGUCAAAGCAGUAACGUGUUAGUGAUGUGUUUGGUCUAACAAUAAAAUAUUUGAGGUUAUAUUUUGAGAUUUAGUUUUGUUUUUGUGAGUUAACAGUUUGUAAACACAACAUAACCUCUACACGUGUAGGAUCAAAGCAACCAUGUCCGUAGAAGGCGUAAUGGUAUCCUACAACUACUCGGAGGACGGCGAGCACUCCAACAUCAUCACCGUCUCCGCGUCAGGAAUGAAGUUCUCCAAGCGCUGGGUCCUCACCCACGGCUCCAUUCUGUCGCCCCUCAAACAGGCACAAGCCAUCAACCACGCGAGAGGCAACCCUAUAUUGAAAGAGGAGUUCUACGACAACCUGCCGGAGAUAUACGUGACGUGCGAGAGAGAGACAAAAGAGGGGAACGUGUACGACGACGUGGAGAGGCUUAGUAGGGAGAGGGAUGAUGAACUGGAGCAUAGCAGUUACCAGAUUAGAGUGCUUACUGGAAGGGUAGUCCACGUCUGGCAAUGCCCGAUCCUGAGCCGCUGCGUUGACGAUAUCCUCUACAGUUGGACCAUCGGGCACCGCGACGGCGACAUAGAGAAGCAAACGCAGCUGGGCAAGGCCCUACUUUCAGUGUUCGUUCUGGUAGACUUAGAAAGCGACGACCGAGGUUUUAGAACGCUUAGGCCUCUUUCGGAGCUACUAGACUUGGUGAAACCACCGCCUGACAGAGGGUCGGCUGUAGAAGUCCACUCCACACCCUUCGGAUGCGAGGUGUUCCUGAAUGCUGUAACUCGUGGAUCGGUCUGCGGUGUGGUGGGGCGGCGGCCAUCAUUGCUUCUUACUGACGCAGCGACUGCGCUAGGGUCGGAAGGCGGCCCGGUCUUCACAGAAGGACCUAACAAAGAGCUGAUAGGCGCAGUGGUUUGCAGCGUAUCAUGGUGGCGAGGGGAAUGGGUGGGGCUGACGCUAACGGCGCCAUUGGUGUCAGUGCUGAGCGCCAAGCUGAGGGUGUCUCCACCAGCGGUGCCACGUCAGCCGCCCAGCCAGCAGUAUCAGGAGAUAUUUAACAGGAUCGACAAGACGACGGUGCUGGUGCGGUGCGGGGGCGCGUGGGGCGCGGGGGUGUAUCUCGGCGGCGGCCAUAUUGCGACGUGCGCGCACGUUGUUAAACACUACGCAAGCCACAAAGUAUCAGUAUACUGUCAAGGCGUAAGCGAAACUGCGAUAGUUCGGUACAAGACUCGCGAUGAUCGCGCGUACGAUUUAGCUCUUCUCUACACGAACCCUGAAAACUGGACGCAUCUCCUGCCCGCACUGUUUGCUGACAAGCCUGCUGAGAAAGGUGAAUCUGUACUAGCAGCCGGCUAUCCGUACUUCAACGAAAACAUGUUGGAGAACUUAAAGCCAAACGUGACCGCUGGCCAUGUGAACAGCGUCUCACCUUCCAUGAUACAGAGCAGUUGCUGCGUGCAGUCAGGGUUCAGCGGUGGACCAAUCUUCAGGAUAAUUGACUCCAAUGUGGAAGUUCUGGGCGUCAUAGUCAGCAAUGCAAAAACCAAUACAGGCGCGUGCUAUCCCUACAUCAAUAUGGCGGUGCCUGCUCGAGCAUUUGUCGAUUCCAUGCUACAAUACAUCACUGAUAAAGAUGGCGACCACCUGAAACCGAUUGAAAACCACCAAGAAAUGAUUCAGUCACAGUGGAGGCUGCUACCCUAUAGGUCUAAGAUAUGAUCUUAAAUUAAUAAGAUUUAGAUUAAUACUUCUACUGCUAAGGUGGUGUGUACUGCUACGGUUGUACAAUAAAGAACUAUCUUAUCUUAUCUUAGACGGGAGAAACACUGGGGCAAGAGAAAAGAAAAGACUAUCUUGCCCCGAGCAAUAUAAACUAUGUUUUUCUUACUCGACAUGACCUUAUAAAGCCUGACUAGGAAAAUAUGAUCACGCGCCAUGUUGCGGAAUUUCACUGGAACUAUUUUUUCAUACUAUACCUGUCCCUCUAUACAUGAGAAUAGCAGCACCCUCUUGACAAUAAUCAUAUAUUACUGGUCAAGCUUUACGUAUGUAGAGUUAGACCAAGAAAAGUCUGCAGAGAUUUUGAUAGCCCACGCAGUGCAAGUGUUAUUUUAAACUUCAAACUUCUGUGAAAUCACGACGUAUAAAUAACACUUGCACGUGGGCUAUCAAAAUCGCUGCAGACUUCUCUUGCUCUUGCUCUGCAGAAUUCAAAUAUUAUCAGUUUAACAGAGAUAGUCCAAAUAUAAGUUUAACUGUCGUGAGGUAGUUUAAAAAGAAACAGGUAAUCUGAUACAUAGGUACGAGUUUAAUGUCCCUAGCUAUGUUUAGGUCAUUGAGGUAUAGUAUUAAAUUAGUGCAUAUAAUGUAGUCAAUGGUUUCAGUGGGUACUUGCUACCUGGCCCAAUAUUACAUUUGAUCCCCUUUUCCGUACUUGUAUCGUAAAUAAAUAAAUAAUUAAUAUUAUAGGACAUUUUUACACAAAUUGCCCUAAGCCCCAUGGUAAGCUCAAGAAGGCUUUUGUGUUGUGGGUACUCAGACAACGAUAUAUAUAAUAUAUAAAUACUUACAUAUGUAUAUAGAAAACAACCACGACUCGGGAACAAAUAUCUGCAUCAUCAUACAAAUAAAUGCCCUUACCAGGAUUCGAACCCGGGACCAUCGGCUUCAUAGGCAGGGUCACUACCCUUUAGGCCAGACUGGUCGUCAAAUAACUAUUAUUUAUAUCUACUCUACUCUUUAUUCCCUUAUACUCUCUAUUCCCUACUCUAUGGUGCUGUGAAAAUUGUUAUUUUAUCACAUUUAUGGUACGUAUUAUGUGUUGUUUAAUAAAGUUGUAAUUGUAUAUUUAUAUUAAAUUACAAUUGUAAUUAUUGUUAAUGGUUAUUAAUUA